Molecule: messenger RNA, 2769 nt
Organism: Diaporthe citri
Lineage: Eukaryota; Fungi; Ascomycota; Sordariomycetes; Diaporthales; Diaporthaceae
Exons: 6
Coding region: 1-2769 (922 amino acids)
Source: RefSeq, a predicted model, not a curated record
AUGGCUAACCAACGCGUCGCUAACAAACGCAUCGAGCUCGAGGCUCUCCUGGUCGAGGUCGAGAACCCAAACUUCGUCCCCUGCCCAAAAAUCUCUCUCUCAGUAGAUGCAAAGAAACUUGGGCAAUGCGGGAUUUGCCAGGAGAGCCAGCUUCUCCUGCGGAGCGAGAAAAGAGGCCUCGACGACUCCACCUUGGCCAUCUUGCCGUGUGGGCACGUCGCGGGCUAUAAAUGUCUGCGAAACUGGUUUUCGCUCAACGAGUCACCGGCCUGCCCAUUCUGCCGUACGCCUCUCCGGUACCAGCUCUGCAACCACACGUCCCGCCUCAUCCGUCCACUGACCAGGGAAAACCUCCUCAGCACGCCGGAUACGCUCCCCGUCGGGGGCGUCGUGCCGCCGCAGUGCGUCGAAUGCAGCGUUGCCACCAACGCAAGCGUGAACAAGUACCUGCUGGAUGCGAUGCUUGAUAAAUUCAAGGCCCUCCGGACUGAGUACCACGAGGAGACGGACGCGCGCAAGAAGCUCGAAGUCAAACUUCAGGUACUGACUUGUAAGAAGCGGAUUGACAAAGCCAUUGAAGAACUGGCUGCAUAUCCAACUCUUGCGCGCACACGAUGGCCCGUUGCCACUAGGGUUUUCGAAAACUUGAAGAAAUACGUCCCCGUAGUCAAGCUGUUGGGGGAGAAGCACCAGGAGUUCUCAAGAACCAUUGAUUUGGUCAAAUUAGCGGUAAAUGGGCUCGCAAACUAUUACGGGCUGUUCAUAUUUGACCAGCAUCAAAAGCUCAUCAACGCUGUGCGCCUUGAAGACGACUACUCCCGAAAUGUCACUUUGAUUGGACGGGACUUGAAGACGUGGGCCAGAAAUCCUGACCUUACCCUUAGAGGGAAAAUUGGCCUGACUCGACUAUAUUCGGUGCUUGAACGAUGUCUUCGAGACGCUCUCGAGCUCUACGCAGAGUCUGAGAGGGAGUUGAUACGGGAGGAUAUCAAGGUCCACAUGAGCCAAAACGACGCAUAUGAGGGUCAGACCGCGCGAUCAUAUAUAGCCAACCUAGUUUUGCAGCCCCACCCCGCGGGCUUCGACAACUUUAGAUUCACCAGGCACGACUGGCGAGAGCCUGACGAAGACAGCAUCAGAGUCUUGACCGGAGAAGAGCAGACGCAGCUGAAAAAUUUCAUCAGCAGGCCGGACGUACAGAGACUACUUCCCAGCAAUCUGAGGAAUCCCAACAUCGACCUGCCUCCUGUCGAGGACGACAACAGCGGUGACAGAGAUAACCCAGGGCCUAGCAAGAAGAUUGGCCCCCUGACACGACCUAAAUCUAAAUACCUGAAGAGGAAGAAGGGAAUUCUCAAAGACCCAAACGAACCACGGGAUAGGCCCAAGAAAAAUCCCAACGCCGCCCCGGACUUCUCCCCCGAUUCCAGUGGAACGCCGUCCAACUCAUCAGAUGAUGAACACACUUCCGCAUCGUCAACGUCCUCUCGGUCAGACAAAAGCGAGGGAAGGCCCCUGGCCCGGACACCAGUAAAAGUCGAUCGUGAGGUCGCCGUGAGCGUGCGCGCCUACCUCGGCCGAAGGCACGACGAGUACGGCCUCGCGCUGGCGGCCGACCCAGACACUGACUUCGUCGAAGACGAGGACGUCACGGAAGCUGGGGACGAGGACGACAACACCGAAGCUGGGGAUGACGCCGAGGACGUACCCCACGAUGACGAGGCUUGCGCUGCCCACCUCCAGCUGAGCCACACGGCCCGCCAAAAUACGGCCCACGAUGUCAGUGGCACCGCCCUGCUCCACUGGGCCGGGGUGGCGAAGGCCAAGCGGGAGGAGAGGAUCGAGGGCCACACCCGGCUCCGGGCCAUCCUCAAGUGGGCCGAGCGGGAGGGAAAGGUGCCCCUGUCCCCAAGCAGCAUACGCGCCACCACCGGCCUCCGGAGGGGCAUCUUCACGCCCCUGGGCCUGCCUGAUCUGCCGCCGCCCAGGAGGCGCUCGCGGCGGCCUUUUGACCCGGAAGCCUACCGCGAUGCGGCGCUCGAGAACCUCGAGCACCUCCGGCCGCGGCGGGAACUCACGCUGCUUGCGUUCCUGUACAACGAGGACGCGCUGCGGCUCUUUGGGGGGCUUGUUGGCGAGCAGCCCCUGCCCAGUGACCUGGGGCGGAUGGACAAGGUGCUUCGCGAGCUUGAGGUAUACACCGAGGUGUGCGCCCACCGCCGGCGCCUGAUGGUGGACCACCUCAAGCGCACGCGCCAGUUCCCCAUCGCCAUGGCCGCGCAGUUCGGGGACCUGCGGGCGGCGCUCCAGGACGCCGAGGAGGCCAAGCUGUCCGCGGCGCGGCGGUGCUUCGAGUACGUCGCCGAGCGGUCCAGGUACGUCAUGGCGUACCCGGGGGGCAAGAGGAGGCGGCGGGAGUUCGCGGGCCAGUUCCGGGCGCGCGACCGCGAGAGGCUCGAGUACCUGAGCGGGGAGGACGACGAGGCCGGGGCCCUGCGGGAGGAGCUGGAGGCGGCCGAGGAGUGGCUCGGGUGGUGUGAGGACGUGAUGGGUGAGUGGGCGCUGGGCUGGAGGCCCGGCCGGGUCGAGAAGGAUAUGCUGUACGUGGAUGAGGAGGCGCAGGCGGAUGUGCGGCGGUAUAAGUGGGAGAUCAAUCAGAAGAGGUCUGAUAUAGGCCUCGUGCCUGUGAAGCGACCGCAGGACGAGGUAUACGAGAGACAGCAGGAGCACAUAAGGCUGCUUGACGGACUUUGGAAGUUGAUGACUUAG